AUGUCUCCGCUGAGAAUCCCCUACACAAAACCUUUCCCGCCUGCCAUCAUCUUCCCCAAGACCGCCCACAGCGUCGCCGGCGCAAUCGACGCCAUCGUCGACUUCUUCACGGCCCCUCCCUCGCCCUUUCUGCAGGGUAUCGACGUCGGCAAAAAUGCGCAGACAGUGAUUCUGACGGGAGCCGGUAUCUCAGUCGCGUCGGGACUGUCGGAUUAUCGUGGCGAGAAUGGGACGUAUGUACGAAAUAAGUCGUACCGCCCGACUUAUUACCACGAAUUUAUCMCCCGCCAUGAAGCGAGGAAACGGUACUGGGCGCGGAGCUACGUCGGAUGGCCUGGAUUGCAAAAGGCGAAGCCGAAUUCAACGCACAAGGCGGUUGCAGAUUUAGGAAAGAAGGGCUACGUGAGCAAUGUGAUUACGCAAAACGUGGAUUCUUUUCAUCUUGUUGCCCAUCCAGAUCUGUCUACGAUUGAGCUGCAUGGUUUCUUACGAGGGGUCGUUUGUGUCAAUUGUCAUAAUUUGGUUCCUCGAGACGACUUUCAGCAGUCACUGACGCGGUUGAACCCGGCCUGGGCGGAUUUUCUUGGUGAAAUGUUGAAGUCGGGAGCGUUGGAUACUAAUAAUCCAGAAGAGCAGCGAAAACGGGGGCUCAAGAUCAAUCCUGAUGGUGACGUCGAUCUUCCCCAUGCGCCGUAUUCCAACUUUCGCUACCCGGCAUGUCCGCACUGUUUAGAGAAGCCACCUUCAUUGCCAGACAAUCAGAAGGCGGUCGUUGAGAUAGAGUCUGACGGCGCAUGGUCGCCGUCGUCUACGGCUGGGAUAUUGAAGCCGGCAGUCAUUAUGUUUGGCGAAUCCACGAGUCCCGCUGUUCGCAGUGCGGCGGAAGAAGCUAUCGACGAUGCUGGAAGACUGCUGAUCAUGGGCAGCAGUCUGGCGACUUAUUCAGCGUAUCGAUUGGUAGAGCGCGCGCACAAAAGAGGCAUGGCGAUUGGCAUCAUCAACGUGGGUGGUGUCCGCAAUGAGUCGCAGAUCUUCGGCAAUCUUCUCAACGAGCGAUAUCUCCAUAACCAUGUACGAUGUGACCAUAAAAGCGAGUCGGUGCUGCCUGAAGUGGUGUCACGGCUGCCUGUACUUAGUACUUAA
Molecule: messenger RNA, 1143 nt
Organism: Talaromyces amestolkiae
Lineage: Eukaryota; Fungi; Ascomycota; Eurotiomycetes; Eurotiales; Trichocomaceae
Exons: 1
Coding region: 1-1143 (380 amino acids)
Molecular function (GO): NAD+ binding
Source: RefSeq, a predicted model, not a curated record